Chara braunii is the source of this 3165-nucleotide messenger RNA. NCBI's taxonomy places the organism in Eukaryota, Viridiplantae, Streptophyta, Charophyceae, Charales, Characeae. The record is from the annotation of a GenBank genome assembly.
GCCUACUCCCGCGUCUACGAGCCUGCUUUCGCCUACUCGCUACGCCCGGGGCCUACUCCCACCCGCUCGAGGUGCUUAGUCCCGUCUGCAUUCUCUCUCUCUCUCUCUCUCUCUCUCUCUCUCUCUCUCUCUCUCUCUCUCUCUCGCGGGUUCCGCUUUGGUGCUUCGUAGCACGUGGUCCGUGCUUCGGUGCUUUGUGGUACGUGCUUGGUGCUUCCGUGAAACAUUGUGGAUUCUGUGCUUCAUGUUUCGUGCUUCGUCCAUUGUGGAUUCUGUGCUUCAUGAUUCGUGCUUCGUCCUUGCCACUUCGUGGAUUCGGUGUUUGGUGCAUCGUGGGUUCGUGGUGGAUUCGGUGCUGUGAGUUGGUGCUUUCGUGAAUCGGUGCUGCGUGGAUCGGUGGUUCGCGCGUGGAUCGUGAGUUCCUGCUAAGUGCUCCGACGUGAGCUUCGAUGUGGAUUCCUGCUAGAGGAAUUUAAAAAGAAAAGCGGAGUGAGCUUGCCGGAGUCGGGAUUGGGAGGAGGAGGGAGAGGUGGGGACGCAACAAAGAGAAGAGCGAGUGACAUCAGGGAGCUGACUACGACAUGGAGAAGGAAGGUGGUGACGUGGCGGGAAAGAAAUUGAAGGGGGAAGGAUGGCAAAACUUUCAGCCACCGGCAAACUUUGACAUGUCGAGCAUUGAUACAAUUGCGAAGGAAGAGCUAGCAUCUGAUGACGUGGAACUAUGGUUUGUGCAAAUGCCUCUCAACAUGGACGUGCAGGACCUGUCCGGCAUGAGGAUGAGGUUGAAACUGUCUGAUCAGGAGCAUUCCGAAGAGGAUGGCAUCUUAGGUCGUCUUCGUCUGCCAGAUGGUGCAUACAAGGUUGUGGAGGAGGACCCUUCGCUGACCCGCCUGAUGGGAUCUUUGGUCCUUGAUCACGCCAAAGGAACAGGCGUUGCAGCCUUCAGGCAGUUUGACAGGAGGGUGACAGUGAUGAGAAGCAUAAAAGUGCCAUGGCUUGUCGAAAAUGAGGGCACGAAGAUCGACAGCGAUGGGGAGGAUGAUGAGAACGAGGCAGCUCGUAGGAGAAUGGAGGUGGAGACGGAAUCACAACAGGCUGGAAACAGCAUGGCGGGAAAAAGUGGGGAAGCAGUAGAGAAGGAUGGGGGAGAGGGCAAGGGAGACAAUCAGUCGGGUGCCGCUGGGAAGUUCAUCGAACUUGGUAUCUGUUCCCAGCUUGCAGAUGCAGCAGAAUCCAUGGGAUGGAAGGCGCCUUCUGCGAUACAGGCCGAGUCUAUCCCUCAUGCACUGGAGGGGCGUGACAUCAUUGCGUUGGCUCAGACUGGCUCUGGGAAGACAGCGGCAUUCGCAAUCCCCAUUUUGCAGGCGCUGCUUGAGAAACCCCAGCCCCUUUUUGCAUGUGUUCUGUCGCCUACUCGUGAGCUUGCUAUUCAGAUAGCUGAGCAAUUUGAGGCCCUGGGGUCUGGAAUCGGGGUGAAGUGCGCGGUGGUGGUGGGAGGAAUCGACAUGAUGGCGCAAUCAAUUGCUCUUGCGAAACGACCGCACAUUGUGGUUGGGACACCAGGUCGAUUGGUGGACCAUCUCUCGAACACGAAGGGGUUCAAUAUACGAACAGUCAAGUACCUUGUCCUUGAUGAGGCGGAUAGAUUGCUGAACAUGGACUUUGAAAAAGAGAUUGACGAGAUUCUGAAGGUGGCCCCAAGGGACCGACGCACAUACCUGUUCUCUGCCACAAUGACGAGUAAAGUGGCGAAGCUGCAGCGUGCUUGUCUGAAAAACCCUGUGAAGGUGGAGGUUUGUUCCAAGUAUACGACAGUAGACACCCUUCGGCAGCAAUACAUGUUUGUCCCUGCAAAGUUCAAGGAUUGCUAUUUUGUCUAUCUGAUGAAUGAGAUCGCAGGGAACACGGCAAUGGUCUUCACACGCACAUGCGACGGGACGACGCGACUUGCGCUGCUUCUCCGUAACCUCGGCUUCGAUUCAAUUCCCAUCAGUGGGCAACUGAGUCAGCCGAAGCGACUGGGAGCUCUGGCAAAGUUUAAGGCAGGGGAGAGGUCCAUUCUCAUCUGCACGGACGUUGCGAGUAGGGGAUUGGAUAUUCCAAGCGUCGACGUGGUCAUUAAUUAUGACAUACCGACCAAUUCGAAGGAUUACAUCCACAGGGUUGGGCGAACUGCACGUGCAGGAAGGUCUGGCCGGGCAGUAUCGAUUGUCACACAGUAUGAUGUGGAGCUGUACCAGAAGAUCGAGCACCUGGUAGGCAAGAAAAUGGAGGCAUUCCCAGCAGAGCAGGAAGAUGUGCUACUUCUUCAGGAGAGGGUCAAUGAUGCACAGAGAAUGGCAAUCACAUAUAUGAAAGAAAAGGACAGCAACCGCAAAGGGGCCAAGAGGAGGAAAGGUGGGGACGAGGGGGAUGACGAUGUACGCUUUAAGUCGGCGGGCAAGGGUAGGCAAAGGAGAUGAUUGUGUAUUGGCCAGAGGGAAACAGGUAGUUAAAGCUAGGCAGAGGAGAGGAUGGUGUAGUAUAGGAAUUACUUGGGCCAUGAGGCAGAGGAAUCCGAUGUUGCUGCUGGUGAUUGCGACGUUCUUGCCGAUGAUGGAAAGAAGGCACCUGAGGUCUUGCCUUUUAAUGUACAAGGCCAAAGACCACUGAAAGUGGGAAUACUGACACGUUGUGAGAUCUGUGGCGCUGAUGAAAUAUCUGCACUUUUUUUCUCUGUUUUCCAAACACGCACACGCCCCUUCCUCUCUGGGGGGCAACAGUCUGGUUGCUUAUCAUCGGCAAACAUACAAGAGGGAAAAUCGACAUCAGAUUGUGGCUGCUCUGCCCCAGCAGUAGUCCCAAUGGGCAGCAAGUAAGUGUUGGUGUGCAAUGGGGGGCAGAACUAGGUGUCUGAGCGCUUGGGGGUGCUCCUUGCCGGUAGAUGCCUUGCGUGCCCUGUUCCAAGGGAACAAGAGGUGAUUGCCUUCACCCAUCGCGCAGCAACAGAGCUGCUGCUACUGAAAGUUUGCCAUGCUCAGUGCCGUCCGUGGCCACAUCCGUUCAGAGCAAGCUCGCCCAACCCCGAUUCAAAACACUCCAUGCGCUUUGCACCUCCAGUACUCUACAUCACACACCUUAAAUACUUGCAAGAACACUCUAAAAUAGUAAAAUCCCCUCUCCCAG